GACACAGAGUCAGUGGUUUUUACGGGUCAGGAAAAAGUUUCAAGAUAUUAGUCGGAAAAUAAUCUUGAAAUUACUUUUGCACAUGAGAAAUACCUAUAUCAAUAAGAUUUUCACACUUCGCGUCAACAAACCUAGUGGCAAAUAGGCGAAGCUCAGAGUGAGCUCACACAUACAUUUGCACCCAAGUAAAAACCGACUCUUUCGAUAACGCGAAUGUGAAUAGUUUUAAUACUCAUUGGCUACAGCGUCGGUAUUAGAUGAAAUCAUAUAGAUUUUUCAAAAACUAGUCUUGAAAAAGUAACAAAACUAGUUUUAGGUACGAGUAUUGCUUAUUUUUUUACUAUUUUAUUACAUCGCGUAAAUAAAAAUUGAACUUCUUUUUGCCGCCAAUAGUGUCUCUGCACUUUGUCACUUGACAGUUGUUUUGUGGAUUGUUGUGAACGAUUGUGAAAGAAGUUGUUUUAAGAGAGUUCAAAAGCAAGAAGAAAUGUAUUCCAGGAGGACAAUAAGUUCUUCUUACCCGAUUAAUUCAUCGUUCUUCGAUUCGCCGGAUGCUGAACUUGACAACAUCCCUAUAAUGCAAGGCGAAAUUGAGCAAGAACGCGAAAUUGAGCAACAAGGCGGAAUUGAUCAAGCCUCCAUGGAGAGUUCAGCGAGAGCGGAUUCGAAUCGCCACGAAGAAAGGCUGUCGCGCAUUGAAAAGACGAUGGAGGAUAUGAGCAAAAAGAUUGAGAUCAUAUAUAAGCAUAUCCUUAAGGAGAAAUUAAAUUCGAAAAUGAGGCAGGAAGUCCUUAAAGCCCUACCCAUAGACAGUGUGGACGCAUUGAAGGCUUUCGAAUCAAAGUUGAAGAAGAAGGAAUUUUCUGAAGAGUUUGCUUCCAUCGCAGGCUCAAUGCAGCUAAGAGACUUCCUGAAGGAUAAGGUGGUCAAAACGAUGAACCUAAAAGGUUCACAUGAUAAGGAAGCCCUAAAAAAUUAUGGAUUUUACAAAAUCUGGAAAAAUGCCAGUGGCAUUUCCCGAACGGACUUCAAGAAGAUGGUGAGAUGCCAAAUACAGGCAUCUCACAGCCGCAUCUACGCCAAGGAGCGGCGCCUUAAAAUGAAGUCAAAGGGGCGUCCGGUGAUCGAGUCUGACAGCGAGGAGGACAGUUAAAUUCUUCUCAUUUAUUUUUUGGACCUCAAUUAUUUUUCUUAUUUUUUCAUUAAGUUCCCAUAGUUAAGGCAUUAAUAUGAAUUGCAAUUACUUAGCAUUCGUUUUUUGUGUAAAAUUUCAACUCCCUAGAUUUAUUUGUUCUAAGAUAUUUCAAAUGAUAUGAAUUAUAAGUUAAUUUUUAGAUAAAUCUUAUUCAUUUUACCUAAUUAAAAUUUAAAAAAAAUCGCUAUGAAAUGGGGUAUAAAAAAUGCGUAAAGAAUAUGAAAUGCAACCUAAAGUAAAUUAUAUAACACAAUGUUCUAUAAAUGAAAAAAAAAAAUAAAAUAGGGAAACUUAUUCUUUAAUGUAAAAAAUUAAAAUAUAUCUAUAUAAUAAAAAAAAGUAUUUAAUUACAAAGCUAAAUCUGUUUUAUUUACAUACACUAUAUGUGUAUAUAUAUAUAUACAUACAUUUAAAUAUAUAAAUAAUUUUAAAAGAAAUUUUAAAAUUUUUUGUAUUAGGACCAUUGAAAAAAUAUAUUAUUGUGGUCUUAAAAUUAAAUUUGGUUUAGUUUUGCGACUAUUCUACUGUCGCGUAAAUGAAGGAGUCGGUAAAUUUGCUACUCACACGGAUGAGCUACUCAGCGCUACUCACUAAUACACACACACGAAAAAAAGUGCCAUUUUCUAACAAAUAGUCGGAAAACUUUAUAUGGGAACUACUGACGAGUUAUAUUGACGCGAAUUGUGAAAAUCUUUAAAAAAUCUUAAAGUUGUGUCAGCCGGGUGG
This is a messenger RNA of Lutzomyia longipalpis, 1921 nucleotides long. RefSeq lists its product as uncharacterized. The record is from RefSeq and is a predicted model, not a curated record. Bases 488 to 1153 code for a protein of 221 amino acids. NCBI's taxonomy places the organism in Eukaryota, Metazoa, Arthropoda, Insecta, Diptera, Psychodidae. The transcript is spliced from 4 exons.